This is a messenger RNA of Patiria miniata (bat star), 1419 nucleotides long. RefSeq names its product single-strand selective monofunctional uracil DNA glycosylase-like. Gene Ontology annotation, biological process: base-excision repair. Gene Ontology annotation, molecular function: oxidized pyrimidine nucleobase lesion DNA N-glycosylase activity; single-strand selective uracil DNA N-glycosylase activity. The coding region runs from base 176 to 1126 and encodes 316 amino acids. The record is from RefSeq and is a predicted model, not a curated record. Lineage: Eukaryota; Metazoa; Echinodermata; Asteroidea; Valvatida; Asterinidae. The transcript has 3 exons.
UGUAGCUUGUCUGUUGUCAUUCAUUGUCAACCAUUAUUUAUGGAGGGAAAUCAUGAGCUUAUCAGUUUUGUACUUUAGACCCCUGCCUUGUGCCUUAGCUUUGUCCAAGUAGUAAGUUGCAAUGAUGUACCAGCACAGUUCCACUAAGAUCAGCUGAGAGUACGUACUAAUUACGAUGCCUCGGAAAAGGGCUGCAGCUCCAGACCAAAGUGCUAAACCAAAAAAAGUUCCUAAAAGCAAGCAACAAGAUGGAGCAGACGAACCGAGUGACGCAAGUCUGAAACAAGAUGUCGUCAACGCGACAGGUGAUGCAGCAGCAGCAGCUGCAAGUGCUGCAGCAGGCAACAGCACAGCAGCAGCAGCAGUGCCAACAUCAUCAGGCGGCAUCGCCGACCGCUUCUUGUCGGAACUGGUGGCGCCGUUCAACAGGGACGUGGCGGGCAUGAAGUUCGGAAAGCCCGUGGAGUACGUGUACAAUCCCCUGGAGUACGCUAGCGAGCCCCACGAGGACUUCAUAAGGAAAUACUGCAACUCGACGAAGGAGGUCUUGUUCCUUGGGAUGAACCCUGGCCCGUUUGGCAUGGCACAGAAUGGGGUUCCUUUCGGAGAGAGGGAUUCUGUCAACGACUUCCUUGGCAUCAAGGGAAACGUGGGCAAGCCUCCCAAGGAGCACCCCAAGAGACAGAUAGUGGGCCUGAGCUGCGACCGCAAAGAAGUCAGCGGCAGCCGCUUCUGGGGUCUCUGGAAGUCCCUCUGCAAGACCCCCGAGGCCUUCUUCCGUCACGCCUUCGUCUACAACCACUGCAGUCUGGUCUUUAUGUCCGAGACGGGGAAAAACAUCACGCCACCGGGCAUGCUGGUCGGAGCGCGUAAGCAGAUCGUGGAGCUCUGCGACACGUUUAUCUGCAAGAUGAUCCAGCUCCUCGAAGUCAAGGUGGUGGUGGGCAUCGGGAAGUUUGCCGAAGAGAGAGCCAAAAAGGCUUUAGCUGCAGGGGGAGUGGAAGGGGUACGGGUGGUAACCAUCAUGCACCCAUCUCCCAUCAACCCUGCUGCCAAUAAAGGGUGGGAUGAAGCCGUCAUCAAACAACUCACCCAGUUGGAUCUACUGAAAUACUUUAAAGAAUAAUGCACCUUCUCAGGGCAAAGUUCAAGGUCCACUAGAUUUGUCGUGAGGUCACACAAAAUGGUCCAAGGUGGACAGUGUUGGACAUUCAACUGAAUCAGAAAUAUAGAUGCCAUUCCAAAAUUUGAAAGCAUUGAAACUAUUAGGGGUAAAAUUGAUCUUUGAAUUUCGGGCAACGCCCAGUCAUUUAAACAAUUAAACUCUGUUAUUUAAAGAUUUUUUUUAUGACAUUUUUACCCUUGUAGAAUUUAAUAUAGUUUUAUUUACAAUAAAACAACUGUAUGAAACAACAGAAA